Rhopilema esculentum is the source of this 2427-nucleotide messenger RNA. Its product is annotated as type 2 phosphatidylinositol 4,5-bisphosphate 4-phosphatase. Gene Ontology annotation, cellular component: lysosomal membrane; late endosome membrane; phagocytic vesicle membrane. Gene Ontology annotation, biological process: phosphatidylinositol dephosphorylation. Gene Ontology annotation, molecular function: phosphatidylinositol-4,5-bisphosphate 4-phosphatase activity. NCBI's taxonomy places the organism in Eukaryota, Metazoa, Cnidaria, Scyphozoa, Rhizostomeae, Rhizostomatidae. The record is from RefSeq and is a predicted model, not a curated record.
AUUGUUGUGGACUGGGGAUGAAUCCUUGAAGUCAUAUGACAAAUUACAAAUUGAUGGUACGAGUUGAGACUAAAUAAAGUCAGGAAAAUGGAUCACCAAGGAAAUGACACAAAUGACCAGGAAGAAAAUACAUCAGAAACAGCUCCUUUACUUAACGAAGGUGGAGAGAACCCAGCUGAACCUAUUCUUUCUUCGCCGCCAAAUCCCACAGUUCAAGCUGCACCAGACUCUACACUAGAAGGACCGCCUCCUGCAUACAGUGAAGCACCACCACCAUACAGUUCUGGUCCACCUCCUGGCGUCCUUGGUGAGCCAACUGUUGCCUGUCGAGUAUGUCAUCAGUUGAUCUUUAUACGCGGAAGAGAGAAUCAGAGAGUGGUUAAAUGUGCCAGUUGCCACGAAGCCACACCAAUAAAGCCACCACCACAUGGCAAAAAAUACAUUAGAUGUCCUUGCAAUGCUUUACUUACUUGCCGUUCCACAUCAACAAGAAUAUCCUGUCCAAGAACAAACUGUAAAAGAAUAAUUAACGUUGGAGGAGGACCACCAUCAGCAUCUGCCCCUGUUCCACAGGUUCAAAAUACUGACAGUCGAAUCAGAGUAACAUGUGGGCACUGCAAUGAAACCUUUGUUUUUCGUAUCACAGCACACCUUGCAAGAUGUCCUUACUGCAGAAAAGUAUCUUCAGUUGGUGGAAAAUUUGCCAUGUCACGUGCAAUUAUAUUUGCUGCAAUUGGCUUGAUCUUCCUUAUUGCUGGGGUUGUGGUUACUAUUACAACUAUCGAGAUGGCAAAGACGACAGGAGGGAUAUACGUCGUGUGGAUCGGAGCAUUUGUUGCUGGCAUCUUGAAUUUAAUUCGGAGUUGCUAUUACUGUUCAAUGACUGUGAGCGCAAUCGAGGGUCAGGCCUAAACUACCUUAUACAAAGCUCAUUCUAAGCAAUUUUACUUUAAAGGAAAGAUUUAUUGAUAUUGUAUAUAAUUAUAAUGAUUGCGUCAUAUUUCGGUCAUUUACCCUGGAAGGAACACCAUGCAUUCUCUUGGCUUAUGGGCAGUAAUGCCAAGCGACAAGGGUAAUAAAAUGACAGUCAUUUAUUAAAUAGGUAUGACCAGUGAUUGCAAACAAGUAUGUACCUUGGUUUGAGACAUCGCUUACUUGGACAAGGUCAAACUACGUGAAAUCCACUAUUGAUAGUCAUUUUGUCAAUUAUCAUCCGGUUGCUCGAGCCACCUCUUAUUUUGAUGCCUAUCAUUUUAUAGCGAAUCAUACUCUCAACCUAUCAGAUAGUAGUGACGAUAUAAAUUUAUUCUGAUAUCUUUCAGUAUUUUAGAUAGCAAUAGAGCUAAACUUGUUUUUCGUGAUAACUCUCAAUUUGUUGUUCUACGUAUAUGUUAUUCAUUGUGUUUUGGCCAAAUGUGUCAUCAUCUCGGUAGUCUAGAAACAUCACUCUUUAGUGCUUAUAGUUUAGUGUAUAUUUGUUAGUGCUAAAAGUUUCAAGAUCAACAUCGAACAGAAAUAGCACUUAGAACUGUUAAUAAUAUUAUAAUGUCAUAAAAUUGUUUUGCCAAAACUCAGUUAUUGCUCUUGCUUCGACUCAUUUUUGGCCCUAUACGGUUUAUCCCCAUGCAGUUUCGACUUGAUUCAGUUUCACCACGACUCAGUUUGGUCCUGACUCAGUUUGGUCCUGACUCAGUUUGGUCCUGACUCAGUUUGGUCUUGACUCAGUUUGGUCCUGACUCAGUUUAGUCUUGACUCAGUUUGGUCCUGACUCAGUUUGGUCCUGACUCAGUUUGGUCCUGACUCGGUUUGGUCCUGACUCAGUUUGGUCCUGUCUCAGUUUGAUCCUAACUGAGUUUGGUCCUAGCUCAGUUUGGUCCUGACUCAGUUUGGUCCUGACACAGUUUGGUUCUUAUUCAGUUUAAUCCUCACUCGGUUUUGCCCUGACUCAUUUUUGCAACAUCAAGUUUUGAGAAAAGGAAUGUUCUAGCGACCUUUGCUUUUACCUGUUCUCUGUUUACUUGAAGUUGGUUGUGGAAAGUAUGGAUUAUGCUUUUUACCCACCAAAGUGCAACAUGAGCUGGAACUGUUUUGUGAUGAUACAACCUCCUUUGCAAUGUAUUAGUACUAGGGCGCUUCCAUUCACCAUACGAAUGCAAUAGUUAUUUUGAAGCCUUAAGCAACGGCAGGCCUUCAGAGGAUAUCAUUAGCGAAAUAAUUAAGAUCUCCAUUACAUUAAUUUUUGUAUUGAAACGUUUUCUCGUUACAAACAAUGUAUAUUGAAGUAUGUAUGACGAAAUCAACUUCUUGUCGGUAUCAAUGUUUUCAUACAAUUUUUAAUGUAUUCCCCUAUUAAUUAGGUAUCUAUAAUAUGAAUAAGCACAAAAGUGUAAACAAUAGAAUUUUGCAUUUUUCAUGAUUAUAUUGAAA